Messenger RNA from Nylanderia fulva, 1356 nucleotides. RefSeq names its product farnesyl pyrophosphate synthase-like. Lineage: Eukaryota; Metazoa; Arthropoda; Insecta; Hymenoptera; Formicidae. The record is from RefSeq and is a predicted model, not a curated record. Gene Ontology annotation, cellular component: cytoplasm. Gene Ontology annotation, molecular function: (2E,6E)-farnesyl diphosphate synthase activity; dimethylallyltranstransferase activity. Gene Ontology annotation, biological process: trans, trans-farnesyl diphosphate biosynthetic process.
AUGUACCAAAGCACACAGAACGUUAUUUUCAGUUUCGAAUCCUCUUCUGUUACGCUAAAACCCAAAUUCAAUAAAGUAAACGUAAAAGCUAUCAAAUAUAAAUUUUAUAAACGUUUUAUAAAAGUUUUCGUAACACUAGAAAGUAAAUUUCGAAUGGCUAAUUACGCGACAACCAGAUCAUUAACAAACAAGGAAGAAAUCCGCGAAUUAAUGGCUCUGUGGCCCGACAUAGUUCAUGAUAUCACGCAGUCCCAGAUCUCAUCAAUUCCAGCAGAGAUUUCCGAAUGGAUUGCAAAAGUUUUGCACUACAAUGUUCCAGGAGGAAAGAAAACUCGCGCUAUGGCAUUAAUUUAUACGUAUAAAUUAUUGGCACCCAUCGAUCAACUUACGGAAGAAAACAUUCGCCUAGCACGAAUUCUAGCCUGGUGUUUGGAACUGGUGGGAUCUUUUAUUCUCGUGUACGAUGAUAUCCUGGACCAAUCACUAAUUCGUCGAAAUCAAACAUGUUGGUAUCUUCAUAAUGAUAUAGGUUUAGCGGCAAUGAAUGAUGGUCUAUUGAUGGAAUGUGUUACGAAUUUACUAAUUAAAAAACAUUUCAAAGGAAAGGAAUAUUAUAUGGAUAUAGUAGAAACAUUCCAAGAAAUUAUAUUCAUGACAGCAAUAGGCCAGGCUAUAGAUAUAUUCUCCUUCAAUUUUGGAAAAAAGCCGAAUCUAGAUCUAUAUACAAUGGAUCGAUUCAAUAACAUUGCCGAGUACAAAUGUUCGUAUUAUACGUAUAUUUUGCCAGUAACUUUAGCAAUGCAUUUAGCUGGCGUAAGAGAUCCGGAAAAGUUGAGGCAAACAAAAACGAUGUUGCUUGAAAUGGGACACUUCUAUCAAGUCCAAGAUGAUUACAUGGGGUGCUAUGCGAAGUCUGAAGUCGUAGGCAAAACUAACACUGACAUACAAGAAGGAAAAUGUACAUGGCUGAUUGUUAUGGCACUUCAACGUGCUACAUCAGAGCAGCGUAAAAUUUUAGAUGAAUGUUAUGGAUCAUCAGAUCCAGAGAAAGUACAACGUGUAGUGCAAAUUUACAAUGACCUGGGUUUGCCAAAUAUGUAUUCCAUGUACGAAAAAGAGACAUAUAAUCUGUUAGUCACCCAUAUACAGCAAAUGUCCUGUGGUUUAUCACCUGAUCUUUUCCUGCUAUUAUUGAAUAGGAUGUAUCGUAGGAGGAACUAAAAGUGUCACUUAUGCAUUCGAGAAACAGAUAUUCAGAUUGUAGAAUUAAAGUCAAUGGACAAGAUGCUUUCUGUCAAUGUCUGAGAAUAUCUAUUUUUAUCUCUAUUUUAUAUUUUACAUAUCUAAAUAUUAUUU